This is a messenger RNA of Paramecium sonneborni, 1564 nucleotides long. The record is from the annotation of a GenBank genome assembly. Lineage: Eukaryota; Ciliophora; Oligohymenophorea; Peniculida; Parameciidae.
AUGAAAAAAACAAUCAUUCUCAUUUCUGUUUUCCUUAUAAUUUAGGCUAUAGAAAUUGCAUAAUUGGAUAAGGAUGAAGUGGAUGUUACUAAACUUAAUGCCCUUUUUGGUACAAAUUACCAAGGAAAGAUGUAAAAUUAUUAAUUAGAAAUUAGCUAUUCUGGUUAUUUAAGUGCAAAAGAUGAUGGCAAAGUAUAAUUUCAUUACCUUUUUUACCCAUCAAUAGAUUCUGCUAUUGAGAAACCUUUGAUAUUAUGGUUACUUGGAGGACCAGGAUGUUCAUCAAUGAUUGCAGCUUUUACAGAGAGUGGUCCUUUUACCUUCAUAGAAGAAUCUAUAGAAUUUGAAGAGAAUCCUCAUACAUGGACAACAUUUGUAUGUUUGUUAUAUAUAAAUUUAGGCCAAUAUGCUUUACAUAGAAUCUCCAAUAUCUGUUGGAUAUUCUUAUGGUCCUGAUGGAACAUAAUCUGAUGAAUCAACUGCUGAAUACAAUUUGAAUGCUUUGAUUGAUUUUUUUGUGAAAUUUCCAAAUUUCAAAAACUAAAAAUUCUAUAUAGGAGGAGAAUCGUAUGCUGGUAUUUAUGUUCCAACUUUGAUUCAGGAAAUAAUAAACUAUAAUGAAUAACCUAUUAAUCCUGAAGUUUUAAGGAUUAACAUUUAAGGUAUGAUAAUAGGAAAUGGUUGCACUGAUCCAAGUGAGUGUACUUAAUUAGGAUAUCUUUUUCCAAGACAUAGAUUAGAUUUUUAUGGUCGACAUGGUUUCAUUAGUGAAGAAACAUAUAAGAAAAUAAUAGAUAACACAGAAAAAUGCAGUUUUUCUGAUAAGUAAGAAUGCCAAGCUUUAGCAUAUGAAGCUUUGGUUUAAAUAGCUGGACCUAAAUAUGAUUUCUUAAUAAAUCAAUAUAAUGUUUAUGGCAAAUGUAUAACUAAUACUUCUGAAGGAAGCAAAAGAAUGUAAAGUCCACUUAGAGUAUCAGAUGAAGAGAGAAAUGAUUCUGAUGUUCCUCCAUGUGUAGAUGUUAAAGGAUUAUAUCAUUGGUUUUAGAUGAAAGAGGUUCGAGAAGUAAGAAUUAGAUAUUUUAUAUUAGUUAUUGAAUAUAAGAGAUGAAUCACCUAAAUGGGUUGCUUGUUCAUUGAAUUUUAAAAAUUAUUAAAUUAAUCCAAAUGGAUCUCUUUAUAUAUAUCCUACUAUUUUAAAAAAUAAUAUCAGAGUUCUUAUUUUAAGUGGAGAUGUAGAUGGAGUUGUACCUAUAGCUGGUACUCUUUAUUGGAUUGAUAAACUUUAAUAAUAAUUAUGUAAUGCAAACAUCUCCUAUUAUAGAGUUGAAUACAAUUAAAAAAUGGAGACCUUGGUAUAUACCUGGUAUUGUUACAAGAUAAGUUGAUAAAGAUUAAAAUGCUGGAAAUGUUUUUGAUAUUGAAGGAUUGACUUUUGUCAGUUUUAGAAAUGCUGGUCAUGAAGUACCUGCAGAGAAAAGAAUGGAAUCUAAAAUUGUUUUAGAGAAAUUCUUAAGAUAAGAAUAUUUGUGAAAUUUAAAUUGAUUUUUGUAUUCUUAUUAAAGAG